UCUGCUAAUGGUAGUCACCUUGUCGCGGUGCAGAGGCUUAGUCGCAAGGCAUACUCGGCGCCCCCCAACCGGUGUGGACGGUGCUGAAUGGCGCCAUCCAGGCGGGUUGUCGGGCGCCGCAUGCGGGCGGCGACCAAGGACUACCACCUCCUAAUCCAGGGUGUCAUGCGACCCGUGCCCAUUGGAUGAUUUGCAGCCAGGAGGAAAAUUCGGCUGUAUUCUAACGGAGCCUCCCCAACACCGGGCCGAAUUGGGGUGUAACGGUGGCCUUACCGCGCCAAGGGGCUCUGGCGUGGCGGACUCCCUAGUUCCCCAUUUAACAAGAAGACCCGACAGCUCACCUCGUUGAGCCAAGGGUCGUAUGAACAAGAUGGAUAUAAACACAAAAACUAAAACAACAACAACAACGAAUAAGGAGGAAUCGACAACGCAACGAAAUAGGACUACGGAUAUGGAAUACGACAGGGAGAAGGUAAGAACAGGAGGAGCAGCUGGAGGCCGGGGAGGUCAAGGAGCUAAACGAAAGGUUAACUACCUUGAUGCUCUCUCGCCAGAGGCGCGGGCGCUGUUCGAGGAGCAUGCCAGAGAGGACGAUGACGACAUGCCCUCUAGCAGCGGCGCCCGCCGCUCAACAGACGUCAGGACAGCGGAUGCAGCCCAAAGCACCACCAGGGCCCACCGAGACAGGCCAAGCCACUCUGACUCGGGAGAGUCGCAUCGGGCAGAGGUCGGUGGCGCACGCAGAAGGAGAAGGAGGCGCAGGAGAGGAGGGCAGAGAUCUCUCCCAACGGUGGACAGACCCGGAGGGUACGAUGACCCCCGGAAGAAGGCCAUGAGCGGUGCCUGCCUCAAGUGGUAUCUGCGGUGCCUCCGGGAUGGGAUGACCCCCGAAGCGGCGGAAUCCCUAGCCAAGCGACGGUACGCGGAUACUGCGAUAUCCCCAACAAGGGAACGAGGCGAGGCAGUGUCGGAAAGUGCGCGAGGCAGCCGGUCUAUAGACCGUGGCCAGGUUAGUGUACCACUGACCGAAACGCGCGGUGACGGGAAGGCGGUCACCUUUGCAGAGGCCGUGAAGAGAAAGAGCGGUCAACUUACACCACAGGCGCCCCCCAGCUCGAAAAGGCCAAGGGACAGCAGCAGGAGAACCGAAGGUCAAUCAUCAGCACCGGCUCCCCCCCGGGUGGAGGAGGGGCGGCGCAGGUAUGUGGACGCUGUCAAAAGCAUCCGCAUGGCUGUACUGCCUCAAGACUACCCGGCGGUGUCGUUGGAGUCGGAGCAACUCACGGUGCUCCAAAACCUCCUCCUAGAAGAGGUAGCUGGCGGAGCUGAAUACGCGGCAUCCUUCCUCGGGGUUGAAUUCAGAGGGGGAAUGCUACAGGUGGACUGCAACGACCAGGAGUCCACCGACUGGCUGCGGGAAUUUACCCCAAAGCUAAGUGGCUGGACCGGUCCAGUCCUCUGUGCAAAAAGGGCGGAGGACCUGCCAGUUAUGCACAGGAUGACGGUGUUCCUCCCCCGAAGCGAUGACAAGCCGUACCAGUUUGCCCUAAACUUAAUAAAGAACCAAAACCGGGGCCUUAGCAUCGCGGCCUGGCGAAUUGUCAGUAGCCAGCUGGAGGACAAAGGAGAGCUACGAGGUUGGAGACUGUACCUGUACAUAGACGACGAGUCGUACAGGUACAUACGUGCAGCAAGCUUCCGCCUAUUUUAUAGGUUCAGCAUGGUAGUCAUGAGGCCGCAUAAACUAGUGACUACAGGAAGCAAGGAGGACGGGAAGACUGCCACCCAGCCGAGUGGUAGCGCGUCAACACGAGCAGAAACGAUGGUGAGCAAGGCGAUGGAGAAGAUGCAGGUGGACGCCGUGGCAAAGCAACCGGGCGUGAGCAGGGUUGAGCAGACCACGAAGGUCGCUACCGCUGACGUCCUGGAUGCCCACGAAACCGAGCUACCCUCCACCCAGGAGCUCCUCGAGGGACUAGAGGACCCAGUGGACAGCAGCGCGAACGACGGAGGGGAUGUGGACAUGCCCCCCCUCGAGCCACUACCUUAAUGGCCGUCGACGUGGAGGUUGCCCAAGUGAACCUGCAUCACGCGGCGGGGGCCUCAGCAGUGAUUGCGAGUAGGUUCACAGCGGAUAAAUUGGGCGUUCUGUUGAUCCAAGAACCAUGGGUCUACAAAGGAGAGGUCAAAGGCCUCAAGACGGAACAAAACAAGAGUUCCUGACGCAGGACUUGGUAGCAGUACAGGCCAGAGACUGGGAGGGCAAAAGCUUCGUCCUGGCAUCAGCCUACUUCCCAGGGGAGACAGCAGCAGCACCCCCUGAGGGAGUGAUUAGGCUCGUGGAGUACUGCAGGAGGUACAGGCUGCCCCUCAUCAUAGGAUGUGACGCGAAUGCUCACCACGUGGAAUGGGGGAGCACGGAUUGUAACGCAAGGGGUGAGUCUUUACUAGAGUAUGUAUUAGGUAGUAGUUUAGCAAUUGAGAACGUAGGUUGUGAACCCACCUUUAUAACUAUAAGCAGGAGGGAGGUGCUGGACAUCACCUUCAGCAGCGAGCAUGCUAAUGGUUGGGUCUCAGGGUGGAGGGUUUCAACGGAGCCCUCCCUGUCAGACCACAGAAUAAUAAGGUUCGCACUGAAGGUAGAGGUCAGGCAACUCCCCCCGAGACGCAACCCCCGCAGAACAAACUGGGGUGUUUUCAGGGAAAAACUAAAGGACGGGUUACAAAGGCAGAACCAGAUCGACGAUAGCGUCACGGGCCUGGGGAUAGAGAGCAGGGUGUUGGCACUAAACGAGUCAAUCACCAAAGCCUACAAUGAUAGUUGUCCCCAAAUAGUGCCCACAGACAGACGUAACUG
Bactrocera dorsalis (oriental fruit fly) is the source of this 2857-nucleotide messenger RNA. RefSeq lists its product as uncharacterized. The transcript has 2 exons. The coding region runs from base 362 to 2050 and encodes 562 amino acids. NCBI's taxonomy places the organism in Eukaryota, Metazoa, Arthropoda, Insecta, Diptera, Tephritidae. The record is from RefSeq and is a predicted model, not a curated record.